Messenger RNA from Callorhinus ursinus (northern fur seal), 2415 nucleotides. RefSeq names its product isthmin 2 (gene ISM2). NCBI's taxonomy places the organism in Eukaryota, Metazoa, Chordata, Mammalia, Carnivora, Otariidae. The record is from RefSeq and is a predicted model, not a curated record.
AUGCGUUGUUUUCCAGUGAAGACAACGAACAGCACUGCAGAGGAGCUGGAGGAGCCUUGUGGGGGUGACUUCCUGGCCUCCCUCCCCGAGCAAACCUACCUCGAGGUACAAGCCCAAGAGCUGAGGGCUCCCGCGCGGGGUGCGGCGCGUCCCCCGCCCGCCGGACCUCGGCGGUCCGAGUGUCCCUGCGCCGUCGGCGCGCCCGCCGGCAGGGCGACCCGCGGGAGCGGCAGCGCGGGGCUGGAGCGAGCCGGCCUCUGCGACGUCCCCCGGCCAGGAAUUCGCUUGCGGCUACGACGGCGACAGCGGCGGGGACACAGGGCGGGGAGGCGGCCAGAUCAAAGGGAGCCGCCCGCCCGGCCGAGACUGUCUGGGCGCGCCGAGGAGCCGCCCCUCCGGGAAGCGCGGAGGACGUCCCGGGCGCUGACCCGAGAAAGGCGCGGCGCCCCCCGCCCCGCGCGCCCCCGCGGCCGCCUGUCUCCCCCCCCACCCCCGCCUCCCGCGCCGAGCCCCGCGCGCUCCCGGCCCUGGAGGAGCGCGGGGCUCCUCCUCGGCGUGGUGCUGCUGGCGGCGCUGCUGGCCGCGAACCGGGCGCUCCCCCUGAGGAAGCCGCGGCCCCGAAGCCCCGCGAGGCUGGCGGAGGUGAGCGGCGGGGCCGGGGCGCGAGCGGCGACCUCCGAGGGCGGGCGCGGGGCGGGGGCCAGCCCCAUCAUGCCUCAUGUGGGCACCAUCUGUCCAAACAGUCUGUGGACAUGGCCUCACUCACCCUCUGAGGUGGUGAAGCAGGUAUCAGCCUUCCCAGAUCCCAGCUCUCCUAGGGAAGAAGAGGGGAACCCACUGCUCCCCAGAACCCUUCAGGCAGGGCCAUGCCGUCAUAGGUGCCGGGCUCUCAGUGAGCCAGCAGCCUUGAGCCCAGACAGGGCGGCCCCUCCCAGGACCCUGGAGGACACUCCCUUGCUGCUUGAGCUGCAGAAGCUGCCAGGAUUGGCCAACACAGACUUGAGUGCCCCAAACCCCAAUAUCCAAGUGAGAGCUACCCCCAACCCGGGGCCGCUGAGGGAGUUUGCUAUCUUUGCUGUUAUUUUCCAGUCCCACAAUGAGCCCCAGGGCUGUUGGCGGCCCCUCUGGCUGGGCAGCCCGCAGGCCCGUAGAGUCACCAUUCACAGCCCGCGUCUCUUAAACGAGCCAGGAAGGUUGGUGAAGAAAAUGAGCCGGUUUGGAGGGAAGGGAGGGCCUCUGUCCCUGCCGCCGGCACUCGUCAUGAUCCUGUCUUUGGAGUCUUGCCCUGAGCCCUCCUUUGCCGGCCGGCCUGGGUCUGUCCUUCUGCAGGUGACCGUUGAGGUGGUGGAGGAGCCCCAGGCCGAGGUGGAGAUGGACCCCGCCGAGCCCAGCCGCUGCUGGCCCCAGGGUGCCUCAAGCUGGCUGCCCGCCAAGGAGCUCUUCUGGCCCCUAUUCUGCGGCCACCUGGAGGGUGAGGAGGGGAGGACUGAUCUCAAGGGCAGAGCCCCAGGGGACGAAGAGGAGGAGGAGGGUUACCCUGCAGAGCACGGUGAGAGCAAGGCCCAGGAGGACAGCGAUGAGGAGGGGGAGCCCGGGCUCAGUGCAGACAGCUGGGAGCAGGGCUGGCUGGCCCCCGGGGACUGGGCCUUCAAGGAGACAGACGGCUAUGACUAUGAGCUUCCAGAGGAGUGGAGCCCCUGGUCUCCCUGUGGUGGGAGCUGCAGCAGCGGCAGCCAGAGGAGGACUCGGCCCUGCGGCUCCACCUGCACGGCCACCGAGUCCCGAGCCUGCGACCUGCACCCUUGUCCUGGCACCGAGGACAAGGACCCCUUGGGCUUCCCCAGUGAGCAGUGGCAGCCCCUGGCCCACAAUGCUACGCACAUGCUCGGUCCAGAUGUGGACAGCUGUGAGGAGUGGCUGAACUGCAAGAGUGACUUCCUGGCCAAGUACCUGAGUCACGUGCUGCAGGACCUGCCUGGCUGCCCCUGCAUGUACCCACUGGAGGCCCAUGUCCAGCGCCCCGUGAGCCUGCAGGAUGAGCCCCGGGACCGCAGCUUCCGCUGGGGGGAUGCGAGCGGCCCGCGGGAGCACCUGGCCCUGUAGCAGCCCUUGGCGCGCUUCUGCUUGCGCUCCCCGCCGUCGGUGGCCAGCCGCGCCCUGGCCGCCCAGCACCGCCGCUACGGCGCGGGCAGCCAGCUGCUGACCUGGGGCAAGGGCGCCGGCGCUCCCGACCUCGUCAGCACCCACUUCUUGCCCGAGCUGCCCUUCAGGGUGGCCACGCUGCCCUGGAUCCUCUGCAAGGGGGACUGGAGCCGCUACCAUGCCGCGCGGCCCCCAGACAACGGCCGGGCCUGCGCCGACAACCCUCCUGAGGACGAAUACCUGGCCCAGUUGCAGGAGGCUAAGGAGUACUAA